Messenger RNA from Phyllopteryx taeniolatus (common seadragon), 1657 nucleotides. RefSeq names its product calcium channel, voltage-dependent, gamma subunit 1b (gene cacng1b). NCBI's taxonomy places the organism in Eukaryota, Metazoa, Chordata, Actinopteri, Syngnathiformes, Syngnathidae. The record is from RefSeq and is a predicted model, not a curated record. The transcript has 4 exons. Gene Ontology annotation, molecular function: calcium channel regulator activity; voltage-gated calcium channel activity. Gene Ontology annotation, cellular component: L-type voltage-gated calcium channel complex; membrane. Bases 549 to 1235 code for a protein of 228 amino acids. Gene Ontology annotation, biological process: regulation of calcium ion transmembrane transport via high voltage-gated calcium channel; calcium ion transmembrane transport.
AGCUCCUGCCAUCAGGUGGGACCCUCUUCUGAAACGGUGACUCCUGAUUGGCUGAGUAAGUGGAUCAGUUCAUCUGACAACUAAUAAAGGAAAUAUCCCCCCAGGGGUCCCCUGACAUGCAGUACCAGAGACAAAUGAGUUUUGGCGCUACUAAUAAUAUGAGAAUGUUCCACAUAAAUGACAAAACUGUUUUUGGGUCCUUGGCCCUAUUUGUAUCAAAAUCUGACUUGAACACAGUAAAUGACUUUAGGUUGACUUGAUAUUGGUUCGACAUGAGGUGCAAAAAGUCUUCAUUUCAUUGAGCGAAUGGCUUCCACUCACCAAAUGGAAAGUGGUGAGGGAGCGCAUGAGUGGAGAGGUAGAAAGUAGGGCACUGUUAGCAGGUCCCCCCCUUUUUCUUCUUCUUCUGUGAAGCAGCGGGCACAAGGCAGAGGGUGAGAAAGACGAGAAAGAAGAAGUCGUGGACCGGACCAGAGUACAACAAGCGAGGAGACCCGACCGAGAGGACGCCAGCGUCUUCUAGGAACUCGAGGCUUCCGUUGCGCAGCAUGUUCGAGGAGCAGGCCACCAAGGUGAAGAUCACGUCUCUGGUGAUCGUGGUGGGCAUGUCGGCCAUGCUGGCCGCCGUGGUGACGGACCACUGGGCCGUCCUCAGCCCCCGCGUGGACAAGCUCAACGCCACCUGCCAGGCCGCCCACUUCGGCCUCUGGAGGCUGUGCAAGAAAAGCAUCUUCAUGGUGCAGGAGGACCCCCAGGGCAAAGGCUGCGGCCCCAUUGGCUUACCUGGAGCCAAGAACUGUUCCUACUUCAAGCACUUCACAUCAGGAGAAGAAGCAGAAGUUUUUGAAGUGAAGACCCAGAAGGAGUACAACAUUUCGGCGGCGGCCAUCGCCAUUUUCAGCCUGUUCUUCAUGAUCUUGGGCACCCUGUGCGUCAUCUUCUCCUUCGGGAAGGGCCGCGAUUACCUGCUGAGGCCUGCUGGGAUGUUCUUCGCCUUCGCAGGGCUCUGCAUCAUCAUCUCGGUGGAAGUCAUGCGCCAGUCGGUCAAGAGGAUGAUCGCCAGCGACGAGACCAUCUGGAUUGAGUACUACUACUCGUGGUCCUUCACGUGUGCCUGCGCCUCUUUCACCCUCCUCAUCCUCAGCGGUGUGGCCCUCCUCCUCAUCUCCAUGCCGCACAUGCCCAGAAACCCCUGGGAGACCUGCAUGGACGCCGAGCCUGACACCUUAGAUUAGCUGCACACCUAUUAAAAACAGUGGUACCGUGACAUACGAGUUUAAUUUGGUCGAUAACCAAACUCGUAACUCAAGAUACUUUCAUAUCAAAUCCAUUUUCCCCAUUGAAAUGAAUUCAAAUCCCAUGAAUCCAUUCCAGCCCAGCCCACAAAUAAAUUCCCAACAAUUUUUUUUUGCUGUGUUUUUCUUAUUUAAAUAUAUUUCCAUGACAGUUUCCAGAAUUUUCUCGAUGAUUUAAAAUGUUAGGCAUUCCUUAUUGGCAAAGUAAAUGGUGGAGGCCCAUUGAAAAACAUUUUUAAACACUUUUUAUACCCGCAAAGACAAAUGUGCUAAACGGUAAGGACAUAAACAGCUUCACAAAAAAAUCCCAAAUUGCACAAUGUAUGCGUUGCCCUUUAAACUCUGCAGAUACAAGUGCCUGA